AUGUCUUCGUGGCGACGUCCAUUUAGUCGCCGCUCAGCGGAGCAAUCCGAAAACAGUUCGGGUCCAGAAAGCAGUGGGCAGUCCACAGGGGACGUCAAAUUUGUUGGAGAGGCUGGCGGCAACGAUGCGCCUCCUACUUACCAAGAGGCUGGUGGUGCUCCAGUAGAGAGCAUUUCGCCUCUGGGGUAUGAUGUCGGCCCAAUUACCAUCUUGUUUUUGAACAUUAGCAUGAUGAUUGGUACUGGCGUCUACUCGACUCCAUCGGCGAUCCUGAAAGGCACGGGCUCCGUUGGGCUCAGCAUGAUAUUUUGGGUUCUUGGAGGCAUCAUAUCUCUGGCUAGUGCGGCAGUAUAUCUGGAGUACACAUCAUACUUUCCAAGCAGAUCCGGAUCGGAAGUUGUAUACCUUGAGCAAGCUUAUCCAAAGCCACGGUUCUUCUUUCCCACUACAUUCGCUAUUCAGAGAGUCAUACUGUCCUUUCGAAGCAGCAAUGCGAUCGGUAUACCAACUCUCCGCAACGAUCUACAGCAAGAUCAUGAAUCUAACCUUUUUGCAGUCCUUGCCAAUUAUCUUUUUGCCAUUAGUGGCACUGCCGGAACAGAUUGGCAAAUCAAAGGCGUCGCUCUGGCCGGCUACACUGUUGCCUUCUUGGCUGUGGUAUUCCACACUCGGGCUUCGUACCUAUUAUCCAAUACUAUAGGAGUAGUCAAACUUGUGACUCUUAUCUUCGUGGCCAUCACCGGAUUAGUCGUUCUUGGCGGCCACACCACAGUGCACAAUCCUACAGACAACUUCAAGAACGCUUUUGUGGGAGCUCCGACCCCUUAUGGUUUGACAAACGCACUCUACAGAAUCAUAUUCUCAUACGGUGGAUACAACAACGCCUUCAAUGUGGUCAACGAGAUCAAGAAUCCUGUAAAAAGCAUCAAGCGAAAUGGUACCCUUGCAAUUGUUGUAGUUACCAUACUAUACGUACUAGCCAACGUGGCAUACGUUGCUUCAGUUGGAAAAGAGAAUUUGGAGAACUCAGGGACAAUCGCAGCAAGCUUGUUCUUCACCGCAGUCUUCGGCUCCAGCAACGCGGUCCGGGGCCUGAAUUUUCUGAUUGCGUUGAGUUCUUUUGGAAACCUGAUCGCCGUGAUGCUGGGGGCUGCUCGUAUGCUACGUGAAUGCGGCAGGCAAGGCGUAUUGCCGUGGCCCAAACUUUGGGCCUCGACCCGGCCGUUUGGCACGCCGUUCGCCCCCUAUCUCUUGGACUGGGGACUGACCAUGAUCGUCAUUUUGGCAAUACCUACUGGUGAUGCGUUCAACUUCGUGAGCGAUCUUGCCGUAUUGCCAAACGCUGCCUUCAACCUGAUGAUGGCUAUUGGACUACUGAUUGUGCGCUGGAAGCGCAAGAAGGCAAAUUUGCCCAAGCCACAGUUUAAGGCUUGGCUCCCUGUUGUUAUGUUCAACAUCCUCGUGCAGCUGUACCUGGUCGUCAUGCCUUGGUACCCGCCCGCUGGCGGCAAGGGCGACGUUUCAUUCUGGUAUGGAACGUACGUCGUGACUGGGAUAGGAAUUCUCCUUGCUUGUGGAGUUUACUACUUUGUGUGGGUAAAGGUAAUUCCACAUUGGCGAGGGUACCGGCUGCGGCAGGAACUUAUCUCUCUCGAUGACGGCGCUCAGACGCACAAUCUCGUGAAGGUUCCUGUCGACGAGUUGGCCGAAUGGGACGCUACGCACGACUCCACUGGACGACAGACUACGCGAGAAUCCCUGACGGAACGGGGUGUCGAGAAAGAUAUUGUUGAGACUAAAGUAUCGCACACUGUGGUCUGA
Messenger RNA from Neoarthrinium moseri, 1821 nucleotides. RefSeq lists its product as uncharacterized. Bases 1 to 1821 code for a protein of 606 amino acids. Gene Ontology annotation, cellular component: membrane. The record is from RefSeq and is a predicted model, not a curated record. Gene Ontology annotation, biological process: amino acid transmembrane transport. Lineage: Eukaryota; Fungi; Ascomycota; Sordariomycetes; Amphisphaeriales; Apiosporaceae. The transcript has 7 exons. Gene Ontology annotation, molecular function: L-amino acid transmembrane transporter activity.